Exophiala dermatitidis NIH/UT8656 is the source of this 4959-nucleotide messenger RNA. RefSeq lists its product as uncharacterized. Gene Ontology annotation, molecular function: transcription coregulator activity; double-stranded DNA binding; protein binding. NCBI's taxonomy places the organism in Eukaryota, Fungi, Ascomycota, Eurotiomycetes, Chaetothyriales, Herpotrichiellaceae. Gene Ontology annotation, cellular component: nucleus. Gene Ontology annotation, biological process: regulation of transcription by RNA polymerase II. The record is from RefSeq and is a predicted model, not a curated record. The transcript is spliced from 2 exons. The coding region runs from base 582 to 4748 and encodes 1388 amino acids.
CACUGCAGUGCUGCACUGCAGUGGCAUUGCGGUGUCCACUCCGAGUCAACCUUCAACUUGCCUCCCGCCCACGACUACAAUCGCUGCUACUGCUGACCACCACUCACUGCAGGCUGCUAACUACUCCCACCCAGCUACUAGACUUGAACUCCACACUUUGGCCGCUUUCAACUGUGUCUUCGUUCGCCUUCGACGCCUCGUUAAACCACUUCGUUGACCAGCCAGCAAACGUCUGCCAACUUGUUGGCCGACUCUCUCAUUGCUGCUAGGCCGCUUACCUUCUUGGUCGCCCUCUCCAUUGCUUGCGGGCGUGGCAGAACCUUGGGAGCGCGACCAGUCAAAAGCCUACCUGAAUUCUAGAAGGAAUUACGAGACACAACCAUUGACUCCCAACGACGUCUUUCUUUCGCCGACUUAUCGCGCGCAGACCUCGUGCAGGGCGCACCUUUCGAUCUGCCUUCCUCGCAUUGCGUGUUCCUUCGCCCACCGGAUCCUCACUUCAAAGGCUUGGGAAAGAGAUGGCGUGAAGACUUUGGCGGACAAAACACAACACGACCUGCGCUGCAAUCUGAAGGGCGCGCAUGAUGGCGUCGAUGCAGGAUGAAGAUAUGUAUCUCUUCUCGGGCAACCUGGACCACACAUCUACGUAUGCCGGUCAAGAUUUUGAGAGCUUCUUGGCCUCUCCUGCUCCCGAGGCGGAUUCCUCGACGUCGAGCAUCGGUUUCCUCAACCCUAGUGAUCUCUCGAUAAAGAGGGAAGCGGACGCUUUCACCCCGCUUCAUGGCAGUGCCGCCUUCGUUCGCUCCUCGCGUGGCUCGGGUUCCGGCUCGAGUUCAUCCUCCGCAGAUUCUGGCGAAGAUCAAAAGGGCAACAUAUCUGCCGCGUCUACAGCUUCGCCUCCGGCGCAUAAUGCUUCCAUGCACGGGGCGUGGGGAAGUGGCAUCAAUGGAUUCUCCAUAUCUUCCAAUGAACCUCUGUUUGAGCACGCGUCUGUGGUUGCUUUUGACCCCGACUUCGAGGUCAGCAACAAGCAGAUGGCGUCUGAUUUUGAUUUUGAGACCGCUGCAAGUACGCCUAGCGGGUUCGAUUUGACCAACCCGAAUACCAUGAAGAGCGCUUUGAUUGCUCAACCGCCCAAUCGACAACUGAAUAUGGCCGCCGCUUAUAACAGCCACAAUCCUCCACCUACUUAUCCACCCAAAGGCCAACCUUCUUUUGUCUUUUCAGGCUCCAGGGAAGUAUCUCCGCUCAAUGCGAUGCUCCCAGCCGCCCAGAGCCAGUCUCCUUGGAGCCGACACUCCCCCUCCUCCGGCUUGGAAGAGACGUUCAACCACAUCACCAUGAACGGUGACUCUCCGGGCAAUGCAACCUUUUCUCCCAAUGCACAAUUUUCCGCAACAGGCUUUAGCUUCGACCCGGAGUCGAGCACGACGCCUUCCACAAUCGCAAAAGACACUUCUUCUCCCCCUUCUACCGUGAAUUCCACAGAAGGGGCUCCCGUACUGACCGUACACCCGACGUCUCUGAAAUCCCGCGUUGAAACACAGAUACCAAUCAAGUUGACCCUCUCAUUUCUCCCCUCGGGCGCCAAGAAGUUAAGGCUCCCCAAGCAUACCAUUUCAAAGCCGAAAUUCCUUGCAAAACCGGAUCCUGAGCGCAGUCCUGAAAUAUUGGAACUUCAUACAUCUUUGGUCUGCACGAGUGCCAUGCAAGAUGCCGUCAAACUCAAGAGAGCCUUGGCUCGUGCAAGAGGGGAAGAGCGUCCUUCCACUGGCCCAAGUUCCACGCCGUCAGCAGAGUCUCCCGGUUCGAAAGAGGAGGACGAGAAACCGCUGAAUGGCGGCGAAGUACGCAUUUGUUCCGGCUGUAUACAACGUGAAAGGAAACGGGCCUCCAGGAAGAAGCAGAAAAAACCAGAGGAGGAAGAGUUGUUCCAGAGAGACGAAGAGAGAAGAGUGGUGGUCUUCAACACCAAUGAACUGAAAGACUGGGUUGAAGUCCCUCGUGACAAUACUGACUUGCCUACAGCUGCCGACGGCCAGCAAGUUAGUUCACCUCCUGGGCCCGUGCAGGUUGAACUCCCCAUGCGUAUCGCAUGUUACUGUCGCCACCAAAACGAAAAGAUGGGCUUCCAAGUGAUAUUCACUAUCAAAGACUACCGAGACAAAGUCCUUGCACAAGCCAUGACCAACCCUAUUAUGAUUACCGACGACCAUAAAACACAUACUGCCCCUCCAGCCGAGCCCAACCCUUCUUCAGCUCUCGGCAAUCCGGCCUAUCAACUACCUGGUUCCGGAGUAUUUCCAACGUCCGGUGCAGGGCAAGGUCAUCCGCCUCCAGUCAAUGCCAAACUAUUCAAGCAGUCCUUUUCCACGACCGACCUGCAUGGACUGCAGCAUAACUUCAAUCCAAGCUUUCCAAUGGCUCCGCCAAGCAACCCCUUCGCCAUACCAUCUGCAUUAUCCAACCAGAAUUCGAAGGCGCUGACGCCGCGAAAUCUGUCGAGACCUGCUUCCCCGAGCGGGCCAUCCGGUCCAACAACGAAGCGACGGAAGCAAAGCGGAUCUGGAAAACUGCCGUCUGGGUUGACAAUGACUCGUCUAGAUACUUCACAGGUGUCUAAUUCAGGGACGGUGCCCAAUACUGCGGCAUCGUCUCCAUACGCACCCAACAUGGUAUCCUACAUGGGACCUAACGAUCGUCAGUAUCCCGGCCCACCUGCGCGAACUGGUCCCUACGGCACCAGUCCCCCAACACCGAAUGGCAAUGACCAAUCCUUCCCCCAAAAUAUCAAUCGCUCAUAUAGUCUGGAGCAUCUGACCAGACAAGCUGCGCUCUCCGCACCACCGUCCCGUCAACAAAGCAGACCUGGCAGCCCAGGAUCGGCGAGAAACAGCUUCGGUGCUACUGACGCAACUUUUGGACAGGCCGUGUCCAACCAACUCAUGGGUCAGCCUACACGCCGCCCACCGCCUCUGAUUCACAAGCUGGUUCCUGCGGAAGGUUCCGUAACCGGUGGGACUGAAGUUACCCUUCUUGGCAAUGGAUUUUAUCAAGGGCUGGAGGUCAUGUUUGGUGACACUGAGGCAACGACAACGACGUUCUGGGGCGAGAAAUGUCUGAAUUGCAUUGCUCCUCCAGCCCUGCAACCAGGUGUAGUGCCUGUGGUCUUCAAACAUGACCAUCCACAAUACUCUACGAUGCCACAACAGUCCCAAGCUCGGCCAUCCCUUUUCACAUAUAUCGAUGAUAGAGAAUUGGAGAUGUUCCGUCUGGCGUUGCGCACGCUGGGCAAGCAGAUGCAACACCCGACCGAUGAUCCGUACUCUGCCGCACAACAGCUGCUGCAAGCUCAGUCACAUUCCGCCUGGCCGUCGCAUGUCAACUAUGGCAUCAAUUCGGGACAUCAGCGCAGCGCUGGUUCUAUAUCGGGGGUCCCCGUCGAUACCUUGGAGCUGGAAACCACCAUGAUGGAUCUCCUCACGCACAUGGACGAACUGAAGCGCUUUAAAACUCCAAGAUUCGACCUGCGCCGUCCUUCUGGCCUGACGUUGCUUCAUUUAGCCUCCUCCCUGGGGCUCACUCGCUUCGUGGCCGGCCUGCUGGCAAGAGGUGCGUCUCCAAAUAUGAUGGACAACAACGGUCAUACGCCGAUGCAUCAUGCGGCCAUGAACGGGCACACUCAUGUCAUUCAUCGACUUCGCUUAGCCGGUGCCAACCACAAGGCACGCAGUAUUCGACAAUUCACUCCGGCCGAUUUGGCGACCUCCCUGCUUGCAUAUCAAGCCACACUGACACCUAUCGAGCACUAUCGAUCGCGCAGUGUUGGUGGCACACCGCUGCACCGCCGUAGUCGCAGCUCGUCAUCUCUUCGUUCUUUCUGGGAGAACGCCUCGGACCAGUUCCAAGUCACGGACUCGGAAGACUCUAUCGAAUCGGAAGAUGAUGACGAGACCCCGACUAUGGGCUCGCCCGAAGAUGUUGAACAUCCAGCAGCUAUCAGCCAUGGUACUCGCGAUGAGGGUGUAGCCGGCGCUUCGCAGUCACGAAGGAACAGUACACAGCUUGCUGUACAAGGGCCAAAGUUGUCACAGACUCGGAAAUCUGCCACUUCUCCGGCCAUGGCGCCACCAGCAUUCAUGUUGGCGUGGCGUGGUCAACUGGCCGCACAACUGCAACAGUUCAAUGAGAGUGCUCAGUCAGUCAUGCCCAACCUUGCCAACUUGAACGGGCCGUUAGCCGCGCUGCAAGACUACCAGGCGUAUCCGAUGGUGCGCCGUGUUAGCUCACUGUUUCCACAUCGCCCCAGCCAAGAGCGGCGGCAGAAUAUUCCCCGGGAGGGCUGGUGGGAAACGUUGACAGGCAGCUCAUCCCCAGCGGCCUCCUCUCCCCCGGCAUAUGGGGAUCUCUACCCGGAAAAUGAAGAACAGCCAGGCGAUUGGGGUCUGAAGAAGGAAUCCGCCCUGCGGGCUGCUACCGAUGCAGCUGCAGACCUCCACUUCGAUGCACAUUCGGACUCUCGAGGUCCUGGCCCGGGUUCGGCGACCGGUAGCCCUGAGAUCUUAGCACGGAAGCAGAUCGAGAGGGUGGAGCUAAGCCGUGACAGGAAGCUUUUCUUCUUUUGGAUCCCUCUACUGGCUAUCGUACUGGCCCUGAUGGUCAGGCGCUCUGGCCUGACAAGUUAUGUCAGCUUAUCGGGCAGUGCCAACCAGCUGUCACCUCCCCCAGAAGUUGUCGAGGUUUCGUAGCGUGACGAGUCUUUGUAUAGUGUAUGGUGUGUUCUGGCAAGAUAACGCAGCGACCUCUACGAGGAAUCUAUGACUUGUGUUCUAUUCAUGAGGUGGACGACUAAUAGCGCAGCCUAGGGUAAUACUGUACUUCAAGAUGACGGAUCUUGAUGCUGCUUGGAUAGUCUUGUAAUAUUCAUUUAGGCAAAUAUUGAGAGGUCCUACAGUCCCA